AUGGUGGUCAAGAAUCAGAAAGUCAACACUUUGAUCUUCAUAUUCAUCACAUCUAACUUCUUGUUUGCAGCUCAAUCGAACUCAUGGAUUGGUUCCAAAUACCAAAUCGAAUGUACAAUGUGUGCUGCCUGUGAUAAUCCAUGCAGCCCACCCACCUUCUCUCCACCACCACCGCCACCACCGUCGCCUUCCCCACCACCACCGUCCAUUCCCAAACCCUCUCCACCGACAUCAAUCGACUGUCCUCCACCGCCUGCUUCCCCUAGUUCCGGUGGAAGUGGUGGUGGAAGUGGCUACUACUACCCACCUCCACCAAACUCCGAUCAGGGUCCUUACUACACCUACCCACCACCGUACAGUAAUUACCCGACACCAGGACCACCCAACCCAAUUAUGCCAUACUUCCCUUACUACUAUUACAGCCCUCCACCACCUGGACCUUCCGCCGCCGUCUCACUUCCCGGUGCCACCACCCUGUUCUUACUCAGCUUCAUUUUACUCUUCUUCUUUUAG
Messenger RNA from Lactuca virosa, 513 nucleotides. Lineage: Eukaryota; Viridiplantae; Streptophyta; Magnoliopsida; Asterales; Asteraceae. The record is from the annotation of a GenBank genome assembly.